This is a messenger RNA of Gastrolobium bilobum, 2109 nucleotides long. RefSeq lists its product as uncharacterized. The record is from RefSeq and is a predicted model, not a curated record. The transcript is spliced from 5 exons. Gene Ontology annotation, molecular function: zinc ion binding; nucleic acid binding. The coding region runs from base 1 to 2109 and encodes 702 amino acids. Lineage: Eukaryota; Viridiplantae; Streptophyta; Magnoliopsida; Fabales; Fabaceae.
AUGGAUGCUGACUUUGUCAACCUGCGUGACCUUGAUACUCUGUUCAAGGGUGCAUUAAGUAAUGGGAACUUCAUAGAAAUAUAUUUUGAUCAUUGCAUUUCCAUCCCUGAUAUUAUUGCACCUGCACCUGUGGAAGGCAGUGAUGGGGAUGAGGAUAAUCUGCGUGAGUCAUUUGGAAGUGGAUCUGAUCACAUUUCCUCAGGUGAUGAAGAUGAUAGUGGAAAUGGUGAUGGGUUUUCUACUGACUCAGAUGAUAGUGUGGAGGAUGAGCCAUAUAAGCCUCCUCCACCAGGGUAUGAAGAAGAAACAGAGAGUGAAGAGGAGUUAAAGUGUAUAGGGGAAGAUACAAUGGAAGAGGAGGAUAAGCAAAUGUCUUUCGAGGAGGAUGGGUAUGGGUAUAACUCUGAAGAGUUGAACACACCUCCUUCAAGUGGUGCUGAGGAGGCUGAAAGGGUUGUCAAUCCAAAGUUUAAAGUGGAUGAGGUGUUUGGUCAUGUACACUUAGAGCUGGGGAUGGAGUUUGUGAGUUUGCAACACUUUAAAAAUGUUGUCAAAGACUACAAUAUUAGUCUAGGAAGACAAUUCAAGUGGGUUAAGAGUGACAAAGUCAGAGCCCGAGCCAAGUGUAGUAAUGAAGAAUGUGAUUGGAUGAAUUUUUUGUGCUUGGAACAACAAAAUGGCCGCUUUCCAAGUAAAACUUUUAAUGACUCCCACACUUGCUGCAGACUUUUCAGAAACAAGAGGGCAAGUGGGGAUUGGGUUGCAAAUAAGUUAGAAAAAAGGCUAAUGACACAGUCGAACAUGACAAGGGUUGAGGCCUAUGAACAUAUGAAAGAGGAGUACAAAGUCCAUGUCUAUUUGAAGAAAGUGACCAAGGCACUUCAUAAAGCCAAGGCCAGAAUUGAAAGGUUCAAAGCUGGCUGCAGGCCCUUAUUUGGUUUAGAUGAAUGUUUUUUAAAAGGAUAUUAUGGAGGACAAUUGUUAAGUGCAGUUGGGGAGGAUGCGAACAAGAGCUUCUAUGUCAUCGCAUAUGCAGUAGUGGAUAGUGAAACUAAAGAGAACUGGAAGUGGUUUUUAACCCUGUUACAAGAAGACAUUGGCAACCAUUCAGUGUUUGGGUGGAAUUUUAUUUCUGAUCAACAGAAGGGGUUGAUUCCAGCUCUGCAAGAGGUGAUGCCUAGUGCACAUCAUCAUUUUUGUGUGCAGUAUGUCUGGAAGAACUUUAUAAAACACUGGAAAGACAAGGCAAUCAGAGGCAUUGUCUGGGAGUGUUCAAGAUGCAACACUGUCUCCCAGUUCCAGAAGUCAAUGGCACGUUUGAAAGGGAUGAACGAGGCAGCAUGGAAGUACUUAGACAACCUUGAUCCCUCAAGUUGGGUAAAAGCUUAUUUCAGCCACUGGCCGAAAUAUGAUAACAUCACAAACAACAUGGCAAAGAUAUGGAAUGCCAAGAUUGUUGGGUAUUGGUCGAAACCAAUAAUAACUCUCUUAGAGGAAUUGAGGUGCUACAUUAUGAGGAGGAUGGCUGCACAUCAAAGGGUUUUAGGAACUAUCUGGGGUAAAAUUGCUCCUGUUCAACAAAAGAAACUAGAUCAAAUAAAGGUUCUGAGCAAUUCAUGGACACCAACUUGGACUGGAAAUCUGCAGCAAGAUAUGUAUGAAGUCAGUGGGAGGGGUGAGAGAGUGGGAGUUAAUUUAACAACACAUACUUGUGCAUGCAAUGCGUGGCAGUUGACUGGACUGCCAUGUGAGCAUGCAAUAGCAGCCAUUUGUCACAAAAAUGAACCACCUGAGAACUAUGCCCAUCAAUGGCUUACAGUGGAUGCAUUGCAUGCCACUUAUGCACACACCUUGAACCUAGUAAAUUCUGACAAGUAUUGGCCUUCAUCUGAUGAACCCAAACCUCUUCCUCCAAAACUGAAAAGGCCAAUUGGGCGUCCCAAGAAACACAGGAAGAAGGACCCAACUAAAGAGCAGGGGAGCAGUACAAAGAAAGUGAAAAGGACAUAUGCAGCCAAGUGUCCUAAAUGUGGUCAGACUGGACACUAUGCAAAGAGCUGUAAGGGACCACCAACUUCCAACAAAGGUAACAGACAAGCAAGAACAUAA